Cryptococcus amylolentus CBS 6039 is the source of this 1072-nucleotide messenger RNA. RefSeq lists its product as hypothetical. The coding region runs from base 60 to 872 and encodes 270 amino acids. The record is from RefSeq and is a predicted model, not a curated record. Lineage: Eukaryota; Fungi; Basidiomycota; Tremellomycetes; Tremellales; Cryptococcaceae. The transcript is spliced from 7 exons. Gene Ontology annotation, biological process: peroxisome fission; regulation of peroxisome size. Gene Ontology annotation, cellular component: peroxisomal membrane.
AAUAUUUCCUGGCUUGUUCACUCGCACAUCUCUUUGAAUUACACCGAUCUACUCCAUCUAUGAGCAACAUCGCUGCAGAGAUCAUCCUUCACCCCAAGGUCAACCAGACCCUCGCCGUUCUCGCUACAACAGUCGGCAGAGACAAGGUCACAAGGCUUCUGCAGUACCUUGCUAGGCUCUUAGCAUGGUCUCUCUUGCAACGUGGGAACGUUGGAGAGGCUGCUCGUUGGAACGGACUCAAGGGUGGCCUCGCCAAUGGUAGAAAAGUUAUGCGCCUGUUCCGUCCUGCCGAGUUCCUGCAAUCAGCUAUAAAUCUCGCCCAGAGGCCUGUCACCACCUUGAAGGGUCCUGCCCAGGUCGCCCACAUUGCGCAGAUUGGACGCCAGAUUGGCUACGCAGGCUUCCAUACAACGGACAUGAUCACAUGGCUGUCCUCCAUCCGAUUCCUCAAGUAUGACAAGCUCAAGACAGACCGUAUACAGCGACUCAUGUAUAAGUUCUGGUUCGCCGGCGUUCUCAGCUCCUUGGUUUCAUCUAUUGCCUCACUGCUUCGGCUUCGCGCAGACUCUAGAAGGUUUGCGCUUUCGACCGAAGUCGCGAAGAGGGAAGAGAAGGAGGGCAAGGACUUGGAAGCCGCCUCGAAGGACGCAUCGGACAGAAGAGAGCGUGGCAGGGCCUUACUCGCUCAACGUGAAACGAUCAUCUCGCAGAUCCUCAGCGACUCCUUGGACAUCUGGAUUCCUGCCACCGGCCUUGGACUUGUAAACCUGAGCGACGGAACCUUGGGUCUCUUUGGCGUCAUCACGUCAUGCAUGGGCGUCCAGGCGCAAUGGAACAAACACUCAGCUGCGGGUGUGAGAAAGACCAAGUAGGAUGGUAUUGAUGCGCAUAUAUGUCGGUAGGGUCGUUUCUGUGUUGAGGGGUGACAGGUGUCUUGUCGCGACUUCGUUGUCGUGUGAUGUCCGCGUACUGUACGAGUACAUGCGAGAUCGCAACCUUGUAUGAAGUGUAUAUGUAUGUGAGGUCACAGAUAGACCGUACAUAGAGGUACAGCUUGUGAAAUUGAACGCUG